Molecule: messenger RNA, 675 nt
Organism: Lactuca virosa
Lineage: Eukaryota; Viridiplantae; Streptophyta; Magnoliopsida; Asterales; Asteraceae
Source: the annotation of a GenBank genome assembly
AUGGGUUUAAAGAAUCUGUUCAAUAAGAAGAAGAAGAAGAAGAAAACCAACGACGAUAACAGCACCCACGAACGCCAACACGAAAGCGAAAGCGAAAACGAAAACGAACCCACAGUUCCACCGACGACCGCUGACAAACCGACUCCGGAGACAACGCGUGUUAACUCCUUGAAUGCUCGCGUUCGAAUCGAGGAGGAAUUGGAGCAGAUUUUUAAGAAAUUCGACGUUAAUGGAGACGGGAAGAUCUGCUCAUCGGAGCUGGGAUCGAUCAUGGCAAGCCUGGGACACCAGCCGACGGAGGAGAAGCUAAAGAACAUGAUCAAGGAGGUGGACAGAGACGGCGAUGGGUUUAUAAAUUUGCAGGAGUUUAUUGAAUUGAACACAAAGGACGUUGAUCCAACGGAAGUUUUGGAGAAUUUGAAGGAUGCAUUUUCGGUUUUUGAUAUCGAUAAAAAUGGGUUGAUCACGGCAGAGGAGUUGCGGGAUGUUUUGGUUAGUUUGGGGGAGGAAUGUACUAUAGCCGAUAGCCAGAAGAUGAUUGCCGGCGCCGAUCGUGACGGCGAUGGAAUGAUCAACUUUGAUGAGUUUAAGGUUAUGAUGAAGAUGGGUACACACUUUGAUUCCAUGGGGUUGCAGCAGAAACAGGUGCCCUUCAACAAAGAUGAAAUCAAUUAA